This is a messenger RNA of Nelumbo nucifera (sacred lotus), 3022 nucleotides long. The record is from RefSeq and is a predicted model, not a curated record. NCBI's taxonomy places the organism in Eukaryota, Viridiplantae, Streptophyta, Magnoliopsida, Proteales, Nelumbonaceae.
AUGGCAUGUUUGGAGCAGGAGAAGAUGGCUCUUUUAGCUUUCAAGGCUUCUGUUCCAUGGACUGAUGAUGAUGAUACUUCUUCCGGCCAUCUCCCAACUUGGGUUGAGGACGAUGAUAAUGAUGAUUGUUGUUCCUGGGAGAGAGUUCAAUGUAAUCUCACCACUGGCACAAUCAUCCAGCUCUCUCUCAAUUAUACCAGAAGUUGGUCAUCAUAUGAUGAUGCACAUCUACCAAAUUGGCUUCUAAAUGCCAGCUUGUUUCUUCCCUUUCAAGAGCUGCAACAUCUUAACUUAUCUGACAACGGGUUUCGAGGUUUGGCAGACAAUGAAGAACUAGCCGGUCUGGAGAAGUUGCAAAUGUUGGAUUUGAGUGGGAAUGGAUUCAAUGGCAGUGUUCAAGUAAUCCAAGGCUUCAAAAGUCUAGAAAUUCUGAAUCUGAGUAAUAAUCAUUUCACCAACACUAUUUUUACCUCCUUGGUUGCCCUCAAAUCCCUCAAGAAUCUGUCUCUCAGUGUUAACAAAUUGGAAGGGAACUUUCCUGCUGAAGAACUUGCCGGUCUGGAGAACUUGCAAAUGUUGGAUUUCUGUUCGAAUAGAUUCAAUGGCAGUGCUCAAGCAAUCCAAGGCCUCAAAAGGUUUAACAAGUUGGAGGAAAUACACUUAGAUGACAACAAUUUUAACACAACGAUUAUACAGUAUAUUGGCCUGCUUGCACCGGUACUUAAGAUAUUGUAUCUCAGUGAAAGUCCAUUUAUGAGUGGAUCAAUUACCAGUGAAGAGUUGGAUACUUUGAGAAACUUGGAGCUAUUAGAUUUAUCUUAUUCUACGCUCAAGAACAAAUUUCUCGAGAACAUGGGGGGAAUGAUUUCUCUCAAGUUCUUAUCAAUUGCUUUCGCUUAUGGACUCAAUGGCACUCAACUACCACAUAAAGGAUUGUGCAAACUAAGGAACCUCCAGGAAUUGGAUCUUAAAGGCAAUGAUUUCGUGGGUAGUGUCAACCAUUGUUUACGAAAUCUCACAUCCCUUCGCGCAUUGGAUCUUUCUCACAAUCAAUUUGAAGGAAUCUUUGAUACAUCAAUCAUUGCUGGCCUCACUUCUCUUGAAUACCUUUCUCUUUCACAUAAUCGCUUCCAAGGUUCAUUUUCAUUUCAUUCCUUCGCUAACCUUUCCAAACUUGAGUCAUUUGAAUGUGAAGAUAACGGGCUAAUAGUUGAGGCCGACGACUAUCCAACCUGGGUUCCAUCCUUCCGAUUGAAGUCUCUUGCCUUAUCAGGCUUCACAUUCAAAAAUGAUGCUUUCCCAAGUUUCCUCUACUACCAACAUGAGUUGAGAGUAGUUCAACUCUCUAACAACAACUUAAGGGGGGAAUUUCCCAUUUGGUUGCUAGAAAACAAUACCAAAUUAGGCUAUCUAAAUCUAACGAAUAACUCCUUUACAGGCCCUCUUGUUCUUCCUUCUCAUCCGUGUUUAAAUUUGUUUAGUUUGAUCCUUUCUAACAAUAACUUUUUUGGUUCAAUCCCAACAAAUAUCGGUGUCAUCUUUCCAAAUUUGAGAAUCUUAAAACUAUCACAAAAUUGUUUUGAAGGAAAAAUUCCUCCAUCAAUCGGUAAUAUGGCUUGGUUACAGGUUCUAGAUCUUUCCAAUAAUAAUUUAUCAGGUCAAAUUCCAGAGCACUUGGUCACGGGAUGCUCCAUGUUAAUGCUUUUCAAGUUGUCGUACAAUAAAUUGUAUGGAAAAAUACUUCCUACAAUUACAAACAUAACUAGUUUAACGUCAUUAUACCUGGAUCACAAUCUCUUUGGUGGAAAUCUUUCAGAUAGCUGGUUGCAUGGUUCCCAGGAAUUAUCUGAUUUAGAUAUCAGUUAUAACAACAUUUCCGGUCCACUACCUAGAUGGUUGGGAAAUUUAUCAUAUCUUCAGUCUCUUGUUAUGCGUAAUAAUCAUCUUGAAGGAUCAAUUCCAAGUGAGUUUUGUCAACUACAUYUGCUCAGAUAUUUGGAUCUCUCUGAAAACGAUAUCCAGGGCUCGGUUCCUUCUUGCUUUAGCCCACAAGGUUUGGAACAUGUGUAUCUUCAGAAAAAUAGGUUGGAAGGACCAAUGCCAAAUGCGUUCUCAAACAUCACUUCCUUGGUGACAUUGGACAUUAGCGAUAACCACAUAAGUGGUGGAAUUCCAGAAUGGAUUGGUGGGCUUUCAUCUCUAAAUGCCCUGCUUUUGAAAGGGAAUCAAUUUGAAGGUCAAAUUCCACUUCAAUUGUGCCAGUUGAAAAAUCUCAACAUAAUGCAAUUCUCUGACAACUUUCUCUCAGACAUCAUAGUGGAAGUAGAAGUGGAAUUCAGAACAAAAUUCCGGUCCGAAACUUACAAGGGUGUUGUUCUUGAGCUCAUGUCUGGAAUUGAUCUCUCUUGCAACAAAUUAGUAGGCAAUAUCCCACCUGAAAUUGGAGAUUUAAGUGAUAUUCGAGCAUUAAACCUGUCGCACAACUAUUUAAAUGGGCAAAUCCCACCAAGCUUUUCAAAUCUGAGAAAAAUAGAGAGUUUGGACCUUUCCUACAACAAUUUGACAGGAAUGAUCCCUCUUCAGAUGAUUGAGCUAAACUCUUUGUCAAUUUUCAAUGUGGCUCAUAACAACCUAUCCGGUAGGACUCCAGAGAGAAAAGGACAAUUUGCAACAUUUGGGGAAACUAGCUAUGAGGGCAACCCUCUUCUUUGUGGAGAACCCUUAAAGAAGAAUAAUUGCACAAAUAGUUCCAAGGCACCACCAUCUAUGCAAAUAACUCCUGAUGAUCCUGAUGACAUGGACAUGAACACCUUUGUUGUAAGCUUUAUAGCUUCUUAUAUAACAGUGUUGUUGGGUAUGGUGAUAGUCUUCUACAUAAACCCCUAUUGGCGACGAGUUUGGUUUUAUCUAAUUGAUGUUUGUAUUACCACUACUUACUACUUUGUUACGGACAAUAUCCACAAAUUUUAACUUAGUGUUGUUUUCAUUUUAGCUUUUUAAAUAUGUAGACAAUAUUUCUGUA